Messenger RNA from Adelges cooleyi (spruce gall adelgid), 955 nucleotides. RefSeq lists its product as uncharacterized. The record is from RefSeq and is a predicted model, not a curated record. Lineage: Eukaryota; Metazoa; Arthropoda; Insecta; Hemiptera; Adelgidae. Bases 138 to 788 code for a protein of 216 amino acids. The transcript is spliced from 11 exons.
CCCAUUCAAAGAUCGUAAGAAAAUCAAUUUGAAAAAGUUUCAAAAUCUGAUUGAAUGGUUUGCUGUAUUAUUAGCUAAUAUAGAUAACUGUAUUAUUAUUAAGUAAUAGAAACACACGUCCAAGAUCGUAGAUAAAAAUGAAACUUUUAUGUAUUAUUUUAAUAUCAUUUGCGUUGGUGAAUGUUUUGGUGGCCUUAGAUGAUUAUGAAAACCUGGUUUGCAUUACAAACCAACAUAUGUUUAAUACAAGAGCUUAUUUGCCGAAAGUAAUUGAAAACAUUGUUCUUUAUGGAGGAUAUACGAUAGUUGAAUUAGGUUUAAUGUUCGCAGUACCGGAAGCCGAAGACAAAGAUGUCGAAGAUUACAUAAAUAAACAGAAGAUAGAAUACCAAGUAACGGCGCAAGAAAAAAUAUGGUGUUUAACAUUAACCGGUGCACCUCAGAUCAACGCAGGGGAAUUUAGUAACGUUACACUAAAAGAUUUGGGAAAUAGAAGAAGAGUGAUAACUUUAGAAGCUAUACAAGUUUUAAUCCGUGCUGUUCUACGUGGAAAUAAUAGAAACUUCGACAAUUUUUAUGAUUUGUGUCGUUUAAUAGGCUUAUUGAGAAGUAUAAAAAACCCGGGUUCAUUUAUAGUACUUGCUGAUCUCGACCCAAAAGACGCAAGAGUUUGUGACCUUGUGGAUAUGAACAGAGGAGUUAGCUUUUAUUAUAAUAUCGAAGGCAACAUUUGGGAAUACGACGACAAAGGUAUUCCAAAAGAGUUACUCUUCUCACAAGUACAAUGAAAGUACUAUUAUUGUUAUUAUAUGUUUGCAUACGUCCUAAUAACAAAGUUGUCAAUUAAUUUAAUUUUUUUGAAAAUAAAAAGUUUUAAUCACGAUUAAAAAAACAUUUGUUUUGCUUAUGUAUUGUUAUAUUUAAGUAUUAAAUAAAUAACACUUUAAAUGUAUAA